UUAGUGAAAAACACGUGCUCGCUGAUUUUUUACACAGUAAUCGUGCCAUCAGUUCUGACCGCGGACGAACUUUGUUCAGUUCUGUGAAUAAAAUAAAAUGAAUCAACCAAGGACCAGAGGGCCUACGAUGGUGACCGUGCAUAGUAGUGGCGGGGGCGGAGUGCAUUGUUGUUGUUGCAGAUGCUGCACUUGCCUGCAGCUUCACAUUUUGAGGACCGAACCCGGGAUUUUGAAGCUGGCGGAAAUUGGAUUGGGAUUCUUCUGUCAAAGCUUGGCCCUAAACUUCGGGGUCCAAUACGCAGGAACUCUAGGGGCUUCCCUGCUGUCCUUUAUAACAACCGCUUCUUGGUGUUUGAUGACUAGCUUCCUGUUGAUGCUCUGUUACGUGUUCUCUCAGAAGUCAUUCAAUUUGCUCAAAUCGUCCUUAUUCGAAACGGCAUUUAAUAGUAUUGCCGCUUUCAGUUACAUAACGUCCUGUUCGUACCUAGGGUAUGCAGUGAAUGUGUUUUUGCAACCCAUGUACUUGGUGACGCCAUAUUUCCAAGUGUACCCUGCCAUGAGUGCCGCUUACAUGGUUGGCACCCUGGCAGGAGUUGUUUAUGGUUAUGAUGCAUACAAGUCAUACAAAUAUUUCAAGGGAUAUAGAUAAAUAUAAAUAUAAUGCACUGUACUAUCUCUAAUAGUAACGAUUACUAGUCAAUCUUUAUUUAUAUGUGAUUAUUUAAACUAUUACUUGUUAA
This is a messenger RNA of Anoplophora glabripennis (Asian longhorned beetle), 740 nucleotides long. RefSeq names its product protein singles bar (gene sing). Bases 98 to 649 code for a protein of 183 amino acids. NCBI's taxonomy places the organism in Eukaryota, Metazoa, Arthropoda, Insecta, Coleoptera, Cerambycidae. The transcript has 4 exons. Gene Ontology annotation, cellular component: membrane. The record is from RefSeq and is a predicted model, not a curated record.